GAUCCACCCACCUCAGCCAACCAAAGUGCUGGGAUUACAGGCAUGAGCCACUGCACCCAGCUGAUACUACUACUAUCCCCAUUUUACAGAUAAGCAUAUGGGCAAAUUGAGGGUAAGGCACUGACCCAGGAUCAGACAGCUGAGAAGUGGCAAAGGCAGGAUUUGAACCCAGAACCUCUGGCUCCACACACUAGUAAUCUAAACCACUCUCACUACACUACAACGUAUGUGGUAGAGCCGUGUGGUGGGCACGUAAUCAAUGUAGGUCCCUUCACAGUUGCUGGGAGAGGCAGGAAUUUGCAGUUCCUCUGAGUUCUCCUCCUCCGCUGCCCACCUGUCCUGGGUCACUCCUGCAGCCCCACCCUGCCCUGCCUGUUCUUACCCUCCCUCUGCCAACAGAAUUCUGGGCAGGGUUUUAUGGACUCUGAUAAGGCCCUGGCAGGGCCAAAGUUCAUCAGCACUUCCUCUUUGCAGGGGGGAUAGGGGAGGGGACCCAGGUGAUUUGGGUCCUGGCUGGUCACCAGGUAAGCUGGCAAGGGAAGGGAGACUGGGGUGCGCUCUAGGAGAAGCCGACAGCCUGACAGUCCCAGAAGACAAGCCCUAUGGAUCCUCCCCUGCCAGCCACGCCCUUACCCUGGGUAUAAGAGCCACCACCGCCUGCCAUUCGCCACCAUCUCCCACUCCUGCAGCUCUUCUCACAGGACCAGCCACUAGCGCAACCUCGAGCGAUGGCCUAUGUCCCCGCACCGGGCUACCAGCCCACCUACAACCCGACACUGCCUUACUACAAGCCCAUCCCGGGCGGGCUCAGCGUGGGAAUGUCUGUUUACAUCCAAGGAGUAGCCAACGAGCACAUGAGGAGAUUCUUCGUGAACUUUGCGGUGGGACAGGACCCGGGCGCAGACAUCGCCUUCCACUUCAAUCCGCGGUUUGACGGCUGGGACAAGGUGGUCUUCAACACCCUGCAGGGCGGGAAGUGGGGCAGCGAAGAGAGGAAGAGAAGCAUGCCCUUCAAAAAGGGCGCUGCCUUCGAGCUCGUCUUCCUAGUCCUGGCUGAGCACUACAAGGUUUGCAUGCUUUCUCUCUUGUUUUCUGAGCUGGAGUGCAGUGAGUUCCCUGGCACAGUGGUGGUGGUGGUGGGCCACCCCAGGGCAGGCACCCUCGACAUCUUUCAGUCCCAAAUGUGGGGACCCUCUCAUAACCGCUUUCUCUUUCUGUGCCCACAGGGACCCCCAGUGAUGCCACCUUACCCUGGUCCCGGACAUUGCCAUCAACAGCUGAACAGCCUGCCCACCAUGGAAGGACCCCCAGUCUUCAACCCGCCUGUGCCAUAUUUCGGGAGGCUGCAAGGAGGGCUCACGGCUCGAAGAACCAUCAUCAUCAAGGGCUAUGUGCCCCCCACAGGCAAGAGCUUUGCCAUCAACUUCAAGGUGGGCUCCACGGGGGACAUAGCUUUGCACAUUAAUCCCCGCAUGGGCGACGGUACUGUGGUCCGGAACAGCCUUCUGAAAGGCUCGUGGGGAUCCGAGGAGAAGAAGAUCACGCAUAACCCAUUUGGUCCCGGACAGUUCUUUGAUCUGUCCAUUCGCUGUGGCUUGGAUCGCUUCAAGGUUUUCGCCAAUGGCCAGCACCUCUUUGACUUCGCCCAUCGCUUCUUGGCCUUUCAGAGGGUAGACACGGUGGAAAUCCAGGGUGAUGUUACCUUGUCCUAUGUCCAGAUCUAAUCUAUUCCUGGGGCCAUAACUCAUGGGAAAAUAGAAUGAUCCCCUAGGACUCCUUUCUAAGCCCCUAAUAAAAUGUCUGAGGGUGUCUCAUGA
Molecule: messenger RNA, 1817 nt
Organism: Mandrillus leucophaeus (drill)
Lineage: Eukaryota; Metazoa; Chordata; Mammalia; Primates; Cercopithecidae
Gene: LGALS4
Product: lectin, galactoside-binding, soluble, 4
Exons: 9
Coding region: 729-1724 (331 amino acids)
Molecular function (GO): carbohydrate binding
Source: RefSeq, a predicted model, not a curated record